AUGAGUAUCAAAACUAUAAAGAUCGAAGAUAAGGACCAUGAGGUGACCGCAUACAUGGUGGCACCUGAAAACUGUGGAAAAGGGGUCGUGCAUGGAAUGGACAUACGCAUGACCGAGGAGACGAUAAUGGAGGGUUUCGCCGGUCACGAACAGAACCCAGAGAUUCUUGGGAUCAGAAGAAUGGGCCGAUCUACCACGGUCGUCAUCACCUUCGCGGAAGCAGAGGUGCCGCGUACGCUCGUGUGUUUCGGCAUGAUCAUGAAGUGCUUCCUGUUCAAGAAACGCUACGAAGUGUGCUAUCGGUGCAGCGAACUGGGCCACAGAUCGGACGUUUGCAACAGUCCAGAAGCCAAGUGCCGCGGGUGUGGUAUGUCAUCACCGCCGGAGGACCACCAGUAUGUGCCAAAGUGUCGUUUGUGCGGCAAAGAACAGUUGACUGGAGAUAAGAAGUGUACGAUGUUGUUUCGCACGCCAUAUAUUGUCAAGAAACGACAGUGGGAGGCGAAGCUUGCAGCGGAACCAGAAGAAGAGAAAGCGCCGAAAACAGCGCUGCAGCAACAACAACAGGUGCGAUGCAGCCGUCAUGACGGUGCUCGAGACAGAUCCAAGAGCACGCCGAGGGACCGCUCGGCAUCGUUCCCCAGGCUUACACCGUCGACGCGAGAAGAGGCUUCUUCUCGUCCCGAGCAACAACAGUCCAAGAGCCACCAGAAGCCAAAAGAGUGCCAGAAGAGUGCGCCACCGAACUCACAGGUGGGUUGGGUGGACAAGGGCUCUCAGGAUUCCGCAAUGGUAAAGGCUCUCAAAGAACAGAACAGGCUCAUGCAGGAACAGAUAAGAACCAUGCAGGUGCAAUACAACAACAUGCAGGAGCAAAACAGAGAGCUCCGAGAGCAGAUAACUUUGCUAAAUAAGCGCAUAGGUGAGGGAGCGCAGAAGGGCGAGAAAGAGGUAUCACAAUCGGUGUCGGAAACACCACGUGCAGAUCCUCCUCCUAAAAAGAAGCGGGUGAAGGAUGUAGAAAUUUAA
Messenger RNA from Dermacentor silvarum, 1029 nucleotides. RefSeq lists its product as uncharacterized. The record is from RefSeq and is a predicted model, not a curated record. The transcript has a single exon. The coding region runs from base 1 to 1029 and encodes 342 amino acids. Lineage: Eukaryota; Metazoa; Arthropoda; Arachnida; Ixodida; Ixodidae.